AAUCACACUGCAUAUCACUUCUUCUUCAGUCUUUAACCAACAGUGUUGGUGGGUGCUCAACAGUGUCUUCCUUGGAUCAUUCCUUUUCACUUCACUGCAAUGCGUUGGGCACAUUUCUGUGUUUUCGUCUUGGCCACAACGUUUGCCAAAGAGGAAGAAAUAAACGAAGUGAACCCACCUCGUAAACUAACAGCAAAUCUGGACGCAAAUCUUCGGAGAGCACUUCUCAAAGCUUUAACCGAAUUAGAAAACGAAGAAAAUGAAAAAAAGCAGCAAACACUACAUUCUUUGCCCCACAUAGACACUAGUGAUAAAAUAGUGGAAAAGGCUUCCGCUUCUGCACUUUCGUUUUUUGCAAGUACUGAGUCUUCAAUUACCGAAAAAACCACCACCACUGAAGCAGCAACAGCGAAACCGAUUGUAGUCAUCCAAAAAAGCCACGGUUUGCAACACAAACCCAUCACAACAUUAGAAAAAUACACUUCCGAGACAGUGAACGAGCAUGAACAAAUUCUCACAAGUGCUAGUAGUAGUUUUACGUCAUCGUCGAACAAAUUUUCUUUUGCUAAAACGGAAAAACCAAAUAUAAAUUUAGUCUCAAAUGAUGCUAAAGCUACAACCAAAUUUGUAAAACCAAAAGUUGAGGUUACAACAGUGACCACGACCACGGAAGAAAGUCAAGCAAAAGUUGAAGAUGUACAAUUCUUUUCCGCUCCUCUAGUCGCGGCUUUUACAGUUCAUCAAGACGAACGAGGAUUGCCUAAAAGUGUUGAACCGAUUUUUCGUCCCAAGAUUGAGCAGAAAGUGAAACCAAAACAAGAAACGUUAAAUCCGCAACAAGAUCAACUCCGGACCCAGUUGGCACUACAAGAGAAACAAAAGGCUUUAGAAGCGGAAAUUUUAAGACUGAGACAACAACAACAACAACAGAAUUAUCUAAUAAGACAACAACAAAUUCUCCAUCAGCAACAAUUGCAACUGCAGAAACAGAAGAUUUUAGAUGAACGGACUCGGAUUCUCAACAAUCAGCAGUCGUUCGUUCCUUUAGUGACAACUACACAAAGGAAUGAGUUUAACACUCGAGGUAGCUUAGUGUCUUUUCAACCCAGUAUAAGUUUUACUUCGCAUCAACACCCAACCGGAGUUUUGCCCCUCAACGCGCAACAACUUCCACUUAAAAACGCUGCCAACUUUCGCGCACCUUUUAUUCCCAACGAAAAUCUACAACAGUUUAAUUAUUUGAGCCAUCAGCGACCCCCUUUGGAGAGCAGCGUUUCCCAAUUUAAUUUUCAACCGACCGUUCAACCGCAGUUGAGCCUUACAGUACCCAAACAUCAUCGAGUUUUUAGACAAGAAGCUAACACUGGAAACUUUUUUAAUUCUGGUUUUAAUAAUUUUAAUCAGGCGUUACCACAACAAAAUAGGUUUUUUAGGUCGAACUUGCAGUCUAUUACUUCCCCACAGUACAAUUUUAAUCGAAUUCAACCUCCUAUUGUAAACCAACAAUUAAACCACUUACUAUAUAAUUCGGGAUUAAUUAGGGGGAAGCAACAAGAGGAUUUGAAUAUUGUUUCAAAAGUUCUUGCUUUAAAUCACUACGGAGGUGAUUAUAGAUUUGACAGUUCUAAUGUUAGCGAACAAAGGGUUCCCCCACCAGUCAUUAAGAAAGUUUGAAAGUUUGCUAAAGCAGUGUUGAUGAUAAUAUUUAUUUUAUGGAAUUUAAUAGUCAUACAGCAGUGUCAAGAGUUGUACCUUUAAUCGGUAUAGUACAAGUUAAUGUUAAGUUAUUGAUGUAAAUAAUUUUAUUGCUACCUACGAAACACAUACGACUGAUUUCAACAAUAAAUAGUUUCAGUUCCAUAGCUGCCGAUUCUGCUAUUAGCUGUUUAGUGUGGUUAUUAUAUUUAUAACGUUUUUUUUUUGAAGUAAUUUAUGUUAACUAUGAAUGAACUAAUAAACCAUACCUAUAUGUA
This is a messenger RNA of Tribolium madens (black flour beetle), 1973 nucleotides long. Its product is annotated as signal transducer and activator of transcription C. The transcript is spliced from 2 exons. The record is from RefSeq and is a predicted model, not a curated record. Lineage: Eukaryota; Metazoa; Arthropoda; Insecta; Coleoptera; Tenebrionidae. The coding region runs from base 100 to 1674 and encodes 524 amino acids.